CCACGAAGAUCAGUUGGCGGUUAGCAUUGGUCCGGGGAGUAUUGUCGUUUUGAUAACGGUGUCGUGGCAGUUCAGUGCGAAUAAAGAGGAAAUAAAGAGAGGACCUUACAUAUAGUUUCUUUAAAUUACUGUUAAUCACAUUUCAAUCGCAGUAAGGCGGUUGUAAUAAAAAACUAAUAAAAAAUAUAAGUAAAAAGAGAAAACAUCUCAAAGCAAAAUGCAAAGCCGCAAAUUGGACCUCUUUACGUUAGGUGCUGUGCUGGCGCUUUUUUCCGUUGCAACAGCACAAAAAGAAGACUUUCAAUGUCCCUCCACUGUAGCGAAUGGCAAUUACGCAGAUCCGGUCACUUGUCGGCGCUUUUAUCAGUGCGUCGAUGGCUUCCCCUACAUAAAUCGUUGUCCAUCUGGACUUUAUUUUGAUGAUCUACAAAAAUUCUGUACAUUCAAAGAAGAAGCCAAGUGUGGGCCAUUACCUACAACACCAUCACCGGCAACAGAUGCCCCGGCUGAUAUAGCGCAACGGUGCAAUACCGAAGAGUGCCAAUUGCCAUAUUGCUUCUGCUCCAAGGAUGGUACACAAAUUCCGGGCGGUUUGGAUGCGGAAAAGAUUCCACAGAUUAUUUUGCUGACUUUCGAUGGCGCUGUCAACUUGAAUAACUACGAUCAUUAUUUGAAAAUCUUCAAUGGCAAGCGUAAGAAUCCAAAUGGCUGCCUGAUUCGUGGCACAUUCUUCAUGUCGCAUGAAUACAGCAACUACCAACAAAUUCAACAUCUCGGUUAUGCCGGACAUGAAUUCGCCACAGAAAGUAUCUCCCAACAACAAGGGCUACAGGACAAAGGCUACGAGGAAUGGGUUGGCGAAAUGAUUGGCAUGCGUGAGAUACUCAAGAGUUUCGCCAAUGUAUCCGUCAACGAUGUGGUCGGCAUGCGUGCGCCAUUCUUGAAGCCUGGUCGCAAUACACAAUACAAGGUUAUCGAAGACUUCGGCUAUAUCUAUGACAGUUCAAUCACAGUGCCACCAGUCAGUGUGCCCAUCUGGCCAUAUACACUCGAUUUUAAAAUCUCACAUGAAUGCAAGAGUGGCACGUGCCCAUCGAAGAGUUUCCCGGGCGUUUGGGAGGUCCCACUCAACACUCACUAUGUCGAAGGUUAUGAAGGGGGUCACUGUCCUUACCUAGAUCAAUGUGUACUCCAUAAUUUGGAUGAGGAAGAGGUAUUCGCUUGGCUGCAAGAGGAUUUCACACGUUACUAUGAACAGAAUAAGGCGCCCUACAUGAUGCCAUUCCACACGAAUUGGUUCCAGACGAAACCAUUGGAGAAUGGUCUGCAUAAAUUCCUUGAUUGGACACUUGAACUUCCCGACGUCUACAUACUCACCAUCACCCAAAUGCUGCAAUACAUGACCGACCCCAAGGAGUUACGUGACGUCAACACCAUUGAAUCAUGGAAAUGUGAUAAGAGCGUUGCUGUUGCACCCAAACCAUGCAACAUUUGGAAUACCUGUGCGCUACCCUUUAAGAUACCCGAACAGAAUGUAACGGACACACGUUACAUGGAGACUUGUCGCGAAUGUCCCAAUGUCUAUCCAUGGUUGGGUGAUGCCGGUGGUACUGGCAUUUCCGGACGUGACAAUUAUAUUUUCUCAGGACCAGCGAGCGGCGGUGAGGAAGCUGAUGAUGCUGGCGGCGAUGAGGAUAACUAAUAUGUAUGUAAUAACGCCAGCCAAGUGUAGUGGAGUACAGCAGUAGGACGAAGUUGUAAAGGUGCGCUAAGCUAGUGUAAGCUGUUAGCUAAAAAGUUUCAAGGGUCAGAUGACAAGUGUCAACUGACAGCUGCUGUCAACUGUCAACUGUCAACUAAGUGUAAAGUGUUUUGUGUUUACAUUUUCAGUUUUAUGCUCGGUUUUUGUUAUCUCCUGGUGAUCAUAAAUGUGUACUCCACGUUUGUAUUUGUGUACAUAUGUAUGUAUGUAUUUAAGUAUAUACAUUUUAAUUUUAUUUGUUUUACAGCCAAUUUAUAGGAUGUGCCAAUUAAUAUUUACUUUUUUGCUUUCGGACUGCUUUCCUUAUGAAUAAUGCUCUUCCCAAGUUCAUUUAUUAUUUCGUUUUAUUUUUCUGUAGAAUUGUUAAUUAUUUCUGUUUGAAUUAUUUACAAAUUGCUUCACUUUCUAAAUACUCACAGUCCUUUAAACUGUUUUAGUGUUUAAGCCAUGAAAUCGUGUCAACCGUAGACAUUAAGCAAAUACAAAUCAAAUGGAAUUUUUAUAA
Ceratitis capitata (Mediterranean fruit fly) is the source of this 2267-nucleotide messenger RNA. RefSeq lists its product as hypothetical. Gene Ontology annotation, cellular component: extracellular region. Lineage: Eukaryota; Metazoa; Arthropoda; Insecta; Diptera; Tephritidae. Gene Ontology annotation, molecular function: chitin binding. The record is from RefSeq and is a predicted model, not a curated record. The coding region runs from base 218 to 1702 and encodes 494 amino acids. The transcript has 8 exons. Gene Ontology annotation, biological process: carbohydrate metabolic process.